This is a messenger RNA of Magnolia sinica, 1370 nucleotides long. RefSeq names its product GDSL esterase/lipase At4g10955-like. Bases 239 to 1273 code for a protein of 344 amino acids. Gene Ontology annotation, biological process: lipid metabolic process. Lineage: Eukaryota; Viridiplantae; Streptophyta; Magnoliopsida; Magnoliales; Magnoliaceae. The transcript is spliced from 4 exons. The record is from RefSeq and is a predicted model, not a curated record.
AAAACACCCGGUCGGAAUCGGGCCCUGCCUCAAACGGGUCCAACGCCUCCCAAAAUGCGAAAAAAUAAACCCUAGAUUUUCAAGAUCUCCUUUCUCUUCUCUCUGCUUCGUUUACAAAUCAAGAUCUACCAGAAAUUCACAGGUUUGGAACCUCUUGGUCUAUGAAAGGAAAUGCACAUCUUAUUUCUUUGAUGUGAAUAGUGGAAACAGGAGCAUAAGCUUUGCAUAGGUUUGGAUAAUGGCCUCCGAGAGGGAUGUAUUUGGCUUGUCAGGUCCCGGACAUCUGACCCAUAUUGAUUGGAAAAACCCAGAUCACCGGCGAUCAGUUGCUGCCAGUUUGGUUCAGGGUGUGUAUGUUAUGGAACGUGAUCGCCAACAAAAUCGCCAGGGACCUGAAGCUCUGGCACCUGCAUGGUGGGAAUUCUUCCACUUUCACAUCAUACGUAAGCUUGUUGAUGAUGCCGAUUUCUCCAUCUUUGGUGCCAUAUAUGAAUUCAAGUUCCCAACUGCCAAUCAAAGUCACUCAGCAACGCCUGAAGCUCCAAAGUACGUCAUCGCAUUCCGUGGCACCAUCACCAAACCUGAUUCCUUCUCACGGGAUCUCAAAUUGGACCUCCAUUUCAUACAGAAUGGCCUUCAUCGGACCUCCCGUUUUGAAUUAGCAAUGCAAGCGGUCCGAAAUAUCGUUUCCACCGUUGGACAUUUGAAUGUCUGGUUAUGUGGCCAUUCUCUUGGGUCCGCCAUGGCAAUGCUUGCUGGGAAGAACAUGGCGAAAACCGGUAUUUUCCUUGAAUCUUUUCUCUUCAACCCCCCAUUUGUUUCGGCCCCAAUUGAAAGAAUCAAAGACAAGAAGCUGAAACAAGGAAUCCGUAUUGCGGGCAGCGUGAUCACAGCUGGGCUUGCUUUUGCUGUGAAAAGUCGUCAAGGCAGGUCAAUAUCUGAGGAUCCCUUUGCCAUGUUGUCUGCAUGGGUUCCAUGCCUGUUUGUGAAUCCAGUGGACCACAUCUGCUCAGAGUACAUUGGAUAUUUUAAGCACCGGAAAAAGAUGGAGAAGAUUGGAGCAGGGGGUAUUGAGCGACUGGCAACACAGAACUCCAUCGGGGAUCUGUUCCUGACUGCACUUGGGAAGGAAUCCGAUCCGUUGCACCUCCUCCCUUCUGCGAAUCUGACCAUUAAUCAGAGCCCUUCGCCAGAUUUUAAAACAGCUCACGGAAUUCACCAGUGGUGGUGGCCAGAUGUGCAGCUAAAGUACAAAAUGUACCUUUACAAGUGACAGAUUUACCUCGGUCUCUUGAUUGUUUGUGUGCGUAAGGAGGUGGUGAGCCUCUUAUUUCCUAAGGUUAGUAAUGCAGAUGGUAUGAAUAGAGAUC